AUGCCUCAAGGUACCGCCACACCAAGUGGUCGAUAUUUGUUCAUCAACAAGAAAAUCGAGGAUAUUGGCAAGAAGGACGCUGAGGAGGUGUCCGUCAUCAGAUCUCAUGUUCACGGCGAACAUAGACGAUGGCGAAGGCAGGCCAGAAUCAAGGCACUGAAGCGGGAUACCAAAUACCCGAGAUGCUGGCCUCAGACCUGUGGAACAUUAAGCGGUCCUGCCACAAAGCCGGCGUCUCCCACACAAACUGACCGGCGGUCGACUGCGCAUCCAACAGAACGUCCUAAUCAACGUGAAAGCGACUACAAUUGGCGAGGAGGACCUGCUCCGGCACCCUUCCAUAAAUCUAGAACCCCGACAGACAACAUCAGCAAGAACCUUGAGAAGUCAGCACCACCUCGAAGACAGUCUCCAGCUACAUCACCUUCUCUAGCAAGGGCAUCCCUGUCAAGGCCGCUCAGAUCGAGCCAGAACCAUCUUCCCGGGCCGUCUUCUCUCCUAGGUUGUGCUAGCUCUGAUCCCUUCUCAGCUGCAGCACUACCAAUCACGGCAUUAAAGCAUGACCUCAUCAACUUUUGGCAAUAUCGCUUCUUUAGAGCAGUGUGCCCAUCUGGAGACAACCCGAGUUGGAUGGAGAGAACAAAAGUCAUGUGGUUGGAAGAGAUUCGCGCCGCCUUGGCCAUCGAGGUACAACUCCACGGCCUGUUCGCGGGCGCUCUGGUCUUCAUGAUCCAAGGCAUGAGUUUGUCUCAAGAGAGAAGGCAAGUGGCCUCACUCGCAAUUCAGCACAAGGUAUCCUGCCUUCGGUCACUGAGGGACGCAAUGACCCAGCCAAAGCUGAGGUUCCAGGUAUUGAAAGGAAUGUAUAUCGCCUCAACCAUGCAUUUCUUCGCCGGCGAGAUCAUCGAGGCUGACCUUCACGCCAAAGCCAUAGCCGCUCUGGUCAAACAGGUCGGAGGACUCGGUCGCCUUGAUCGGAUCUUGACCUUCCAGCUUGUAAUCCUCGACAUGAAUCUCGCUUAUGUGUUUCUGCAACGUCCUAGGUUGGCGACAUCGGACUGGGAGCCUGGAUCAUGGGCAGAACAGCAAUUUGCUGGCUUUUCACAAGCACUCGCAAGCUCCAGCAUCAAUUCGCAUGUCGACACAUGUGUGUCGCUUAAUGAUCCUUGUCAUCCCGAUAUCCCUACCUCGCUGCAGCCGUAUCUGCAAAGUCAUCGCGAAACCUUAUAUGCCAAACACCUGGUUCAGCAGAUCGCUCAAGUAAACAGCAUAUCCGAAAAGUUGACGCAAACAGCCACCAAACUAAGCGAGGACAUCCAGGGGUGGAUUCGUGUGCGUCGAUUCGCACUUUCCAGUCAGUGCCUGUCGCUGUAUUUCGAUAUCGGCCAGCAAAUUCCUAGCCAGCACAACGCUACCACUCAGAGCAUAAUGGCAAUUGACUUACAGCAGUGUUUAUGUCUGGGAUUGGAGUACUGCAAGCGCAUCAUCUUCCUCAACAGCUGGGAGCAAGUCAAUGUUGAAAUCCAGUUUGCUCACUUGCGACAUCCUCUAGCUCGAAUCCUGGACCGCAUGGCUGACGUAGGCACACUCGAACAUGUCGAGAUCUUGUUCUUUUUGUUCUUCGUGGGCGCGGUUGGUGAGGAGCUGGGGCUUAUAGGUCCCAUGGAGACAGCCAGUGCAGCUGCAAACUCACCGACAAGAUGGUUCUCGAAGCACAUGGCCAUCAUGGCUGUUCGACUUGGCCUUUUGGAGUUUGAGGAGACAAAGGCACUGCUGCACUUGUUUUUCUAUGAUGCAUGUAUUCUAGACGCGCCGCUCAAGAAUCUGAUCGCAAGAAAGGAUUCCUUCUUACAGGAUCCACCGCGACUGCCAUGA
Exophiala viscosa is the source of this 1875-nucleotide messenger RNA. RefSeq lists its product as uncharacterized. The transcript has a single exon. The coding region runs from base 1 to 1875 and encodes 624 amino acids. Lineage: Eukaryota; Fungi; Ascomycota; Eurotiomycetes; Chaetothyriales; Herpotrichiellaceae. The record is from RefSeq and is a predicted model, not a curated record.